AGAGAGACGUCAGUCUGAACAUUGCUUCGAUCCUGUCGUGACGUCAAGAUAUAGUCACCUGACUUGUUGUGGAAACUGAUGGAGGCGUAGCCGCGUUGAGAGAGAUUUGAAGUGCAUUUUGUUUCAGGAACCUAAAGGUAAAGCAACAACAUGGGGUCGUUAUUUAGAAGCGAAGAAAUGACUCUGUGUCAAUUGUUUCUUCAAAGUGAAGCAGCCUAUGCAUGUGUUUCUGAAUUGGGAGAACUAGGAUUGGUCCAGUUUCGUGAUUUGAAUCCUGAUGUUAAUGCAUUUCAAAGGAAAUUUGUCAAUGAAGUCCGAAGAUGUGACGAGAUGGAGCGAAAGCUGCGUUACUUGGAGAAAGAGAUUCGGAAGGAUGGCAUUCCGAUGUUGGACACGGGGGAGAGUCCAGAGGCUCCUCAGCCUAGGGAGAUGAUAGACUUGGAGGCAACAUUUGAAAAGCUGGAGAAUGAGCUGAGUGAAGUGAAUCAGAAUGCAGAGGCUCUGAAGCGGAACUUCCUUGAACUCACAGAAUUGAAGCACAUCUUGAGGAAGACCCAAGUGUUCUUCGAUGAGGCUGAUCAGAGCUACCAACCCACCUACCUUGCGUACCCGCAGAUGGCUGACCCGAGUCGCGAGGAAGAGCAGGUCACACUUCUGGGGGAAGAAGGGCUUCGGGCCGGCGGACAAGCUCUCAAACUCGGGUUUGUAGCUGGAGUUAUCCUCAGAGAACGCAUUCCAGCUUUCGAGCGGAUGCUGUGGAGGGCAUGCCGUGGAAAUGUGUUUCUUCGGCAAGCUGAGAUAGAAACACCACUUGAAGACCCAUCUAAUGGGGAUGCAGUCUACAAAUCAGUAUUCAUCAUCUUCUUCCAAGGAGACCAGUUGAAGACAAGAGUGAAAAAGAUCUGUGAGGGCUUCCGUGCCACUCUGUACCCGUGCCCCGAAGCUCCUGCUGACCGCCGUGAAAUGGCUAUGGGCGUCAUGACGAGGAUUGAAGAUCUCAACACAGUGCUGGGGCAGACUCAAGACCAUCGCCACCGUGUCCUCGUGGCUGCUGCCAAGAAUAUAAAGAACUGGUUUAUCAAAGUGCGGAAGAUAAAAGCGAUCUACUUCACAUUAAACCUGUUCAACCUGGAUGUAACCCAGAAGUGUCUGAUUGCUGAGUGUUGGGUUCCACUGCUAGACCUGGAGACAAUUCAACUUGCUCUUCGCCGUGGAACGGAACGCAGCGGCAGCUCAGUUCCUCCAAUUCUGAAUCGGAUGCAGACAUUUGAGGAUCCACCUACGUAUAAUAGAACAAAUAAGUUUACAAGUGCAUUCCAGACUUUAGUUGAUGCAUAUGGAGUUGCCAGCUAUAGGGAAGUAAAUCCAGCGCCUUACACCAUAAUCACAUUUCCGUUUUUGUUUGCUGUAAUGUUUGGAGAUACUGGCCAUGGGCUACUCAUGGCAUUAUUUGGAUUCUGGAUGGUGCUGAAGGAGAAGCCACUAGCUGCUAAGAAGUCAGACAGUGAUAUAUGGAAUAUUUUCUUUGGUGGUCGAUAUGUAGUGUUGCUUAUGGGCCUGUUUUCAAUGUAUACGGGUCUUAUCUAUAAUGACGUAUUCUCGAAGUCAUUGAAUAUAUUUGGCUCAUAUUGGAAAGUAGAAUACAAUGAAUCAACAUUAAGGCACAGUAAAGAGCUACAGCUAGAUCCUGCAAAAGAGUUUCUUCAAUACCCGUACCCAUUUGGAAUGGAUCCAGUUUGGCAGCUGGCUGAAAAUAAAAUCAUCUUCAUGAACUCUUACAAGAUGAAAAUCUCAAUCAUUCUUGGUGUGCUGCACAUGCUGUUCGGAGUUCUUCUGAGUCUUUGGAAUCACUUGUAUUUCAAAAAUUCCAUUAACAUCAUAUGCGAGUUCGUCCCACAGAUAAUUUUUUUGAUCUUCUUGUUCCUCUACAUGUGUAUCUUGAUGUUUGUCAAAUGGGUGAACUAUGGACCGACAUUUGGUUUCACAGCAGGCCCUGCGUGUGCUCCAUCAAUUUUAAUCACUUUCAUCAAUAUGGUAUUGUUCAAAGGUAGUGUUCCUCCAAAAGGUUGUGAUGAGUUCAUGUAUAGUGGACAGAAAGGCUUGCAGAGGUUCUUUGUUGUUCUUGCUCUACUGUGUGUUCCUUGGAUGCUUCUUGCAAAACCCAUUGUUUUGAUAAUGAGGCACCGUAAAGCCCACCAACCGCUUUCAAGCCAUCCAGUACCUGCAGAGAACGGCAUGGAUGCGGAGGUGGGAUCGAUGUCAGGGACAGCACACAAGGACAGUACAGAUGGGGCUCCCGCGCCGCAGAGCAGUGAAGACCACGACCUGGGAGAAAUCUUCAUCCAUCAGGGCAUCCACACGAUAGAGUACGUGCUAGGCUCUGUCUCUCACACUGCCUCGUAUCUGCGACUUUGGGCACUGUCACUGGCACACGCCCAGCUGUCUGAGGUGCUGUGGAGUAUGGUGAUGAAGAAUGGAUUGGUAGUGGAGGGCUGGACUGGAGGCUUUGCCCUAUGGCUGGUAUUUGCCUUCUGGGCAGUGCUUACCGUGGGCAUCUUGGUGCUUAUGGAGGGACUAUCUGCAUUCCUCCACACAUUGCGGCUUCACUGGGUGGAGUUCCAGAGUAAGUUCUAUGCUGGUGUGGGAUAUUCAUUCCAGCCGUUCUCAUUUGAGGCAAUCCUGGAUUCUGCAUCUCAAGCACCAGAGGAUUAGAAACAGCAAUGCAACCUCUGUCUUCCUGGCUGUGCACUACUUCUAAGUGCUGAGGUUGACACUCUCUUCUCAUUGUGCAGUACUUGUAGAUUAUUGUAAAUGGAUUACCUGUAAUAUUUAGCACAUCUCAUUAUAAACUUUCUAAAGAAUGAGACUUUUCUGUCAUGACCAUUUUUUGUGUAAAGAUAAAUACCACAAAUUUGGUUGCAUUUUGAGAAACUAAUGGUGAUUGUGAAUAGUGUCUGUGUUAAAUUAAUGGUACUGAGUAAUAACUACAAACUGAUGUUCUGUUGACCUUUCGCAGUAUUAGAAUUCCUGUUCAAUUGGUGGCAGACUUCGCACAUAAUAUACAUUCAGAAAAGUAAUGCCAGUCAGUAGAUAGUCUACAGUAAGAUCACUCCCUAAAUCAGUAGUAGUUGUAAAAGAUACAUACUUUAAGAUGAUAAAGUUCAAGCUCUUCAAGCAAAUUCUUUGGAAACUCUGUAGAACGAGUAACCAUGUUUUAAUAUAAUAUUCUGUCAGAUAUGUUUGUGAGAAUAGCCAAAUUCAUUUGAUACAUUCCUCGUGUAGCAGCACAUCAACUGUGAAUAUAUUAUUUUUUCUUUCAAGCUACCAGGAAGAGAUCGAAGUACUUAAGACCAUUCUUGUUCACAUUAUGGGUCCUGUUGACAUAGUAAUUUUAACUAAUGUUUCCAUAAUUUAUUGCAACAGUAGGUAUAAGAGAUGUAUCAUGCUUAUCACAUACAUGACAAGAUGCAGAUUUGAGAUACUCCAGAUAUUUAGUCUACUGGAUAAGUUUAUGCUCAGUCUGUCUGUCUGUAAUAUUGCAUACUGUUUUUAUGUUCAUUUGGAAUAUUAUCAAAUGGACUGCUAGAAGUGGAUUCUGGAAUAUGAAAAUAUUUAUUGUUUGCCUCUAUGACCACUACUAAUUUCGCCAGUGGUAGGCACAAGAUCAAAUAGUAAGUUAAUUCACAUACGUAUGAGAUAAGAGGGGCAGAUUCAAAACAUCAGAGUCCUACUUUAGGGAUGGAGAGAAAUCCUGGUUUACUCUUAUGUUCUGUUAAAGAAAUCAUAUUUUUGAGUGUUGCGCUCUUAGUCUAUGUACACUCUUCCCUGUAUCAAGGCACAAUUUAUGAUAUAGCGUGUUGGGCUCUGAGGUGAUAAAAUUUGUGACAGUAGUUACAACGGAAUUUUUAGCAAAUAUUUCUAAAAUAUAAAUUGACAGUGCCUGCAAUUUACACUUCAGAAUAUUAAGUCGCUCCUUACGUGGAAGUAAUUGCAAUGAUCGAUUUAAAAUUCCCAUGACAGCAGUAAAGAUCUGAUUACAUGUUUAGAAAAAUGUUUACUUAUCAUCCUGUGCUUGUCAGUUACUGUUUAGAAAGGUAGGAGGGUAAAUUGUUCUUUAAGAUUACUAGUUUAGAAAAUUUUUGCAACUAAAUGAAUUGUUAAAUUGGGAAGAUUGAGUUUGUAUUGAGUAUACUGGAAAUAAGUUGUAUGUUACGUGUAUUAUAAAGAAUUGCAUUAAAUUUGUGUUUGACUG
This is a messenger RNA of Schistocerca serialis cubense, 4252 nucleotides long. RefSeq names its product V-type proton ATPase 116 kDa subunit a 1 (gene Vha100-1). Gene Ontology annotation, cellular component: vacuolar proton-transporting V-type ATPase complex; vacuolar proton-transporting V-type ATPase, V0 domain; plasma membrane. Gene Ontology annotation, biological process: vacuolar acidification; proton transmembrane transport. The record is from RefSeq and is a predicted model, not a curated record. The transcript is spliced from 17 exons. Gene Ontology annotation, molecular function: ATPase binding; proton-transporting ATPase activity, rotational mechanism. Bases 151 to 2712 code for a protein of 853 amino acids. NCBI's taxonomy places the organism in Eukaryota, Metazoa, Arthropoda, Insecta, Orthoptera, Acrididae.